Messenger RNA from Hevea brasiliensis (rubber tree), 2428 nucleotides. Its product is annotated as lysine histidine transporter 2. Lineage: Eukaryota; Viridiplantae; Streptophyta; Magnoliopsida; Malpighiales; Euphorbiaceae. The coding region runs from base 947 to 2269 and encodes 440 amino acids. The record is from RefSeq and is a predicted model, not a curated record. The transcript is spliced from 7 exons. Gene Ontology annotation, cellular component: plasma membrane.
GUUUAUGUCACAAAAAUACAGUUGUGAUACGUGUCCUGAAUAGGGGAAGAGAGAGGGAGACCGUUUGAAGGGAUACUAUGUCGUCCUGUUUAUGCUUGUCAACUCCAAAAUUUCUUUCUGCUAUAAAAAUAUAAUUUGUUGUUACAGAAGCUAGUGAUCUUAAAUUUAAUUAUUUACUAAAUAGUCUGUCCUAAUUUGUAACUUGUGGUGCCUUCUGUUUAAGCUAAUGUUUUUGGCUAACAGAGACUGUUUUCCCCUGAGAUCCAAUAGCCCAAUAGUUGAGUGCUCGCUCAAUAACAUAGGUUCCAGGAAUUCAAAGCUAUUGAAAAUAUUCUGUUCUUUUUCCACCCUAAAUUUAAUGUUUAUGCAACAGGAUUAGUCUAUGGAAAUGCCCAUAUGUUUUCCUUGAUAACCCUUAGACCUUAUGGGCCAGAAAAGGAAAAGUCCUGAGAGCUUAUAACCAGAGAUUCAACCUUUCAGAGAAUCUUUAAGAACAUAGGUCUCAGAAUCAAUGACCUAUCUAAGUCAUGUAAUUUCCCAUUAUUUUGAAAAGUUACCAACAGACCCCUCCUCAGGCUCCAACUACCAAGCAUUAUUAGGACAAGUUGGUAUAUUUUUCAGUUUACAAGCCACUGUUGUGACUUGUGAGCCUCCCUGAAUGUCUCACACAGUUGAGAUGGAUUUAAAAUUUUUACUAUAAAAAGAAAUAGCAGCUUAGACCACAAAUAGCAUUGGCCUUUGUCUGAAUGAGUAAUGCUAAUUAUAGUAUUUCAAGAUCCAUUCAAGUCUCCAUAUAUGUUGGAUCGUCUGAAUACCAGUUGAAUCAAAUGAUCAAUCAACCUUUUGUUUGUGUGCUAUAGUUGGGGUCUGUCUAACAAAUUUGAAAUUUUUUACUUUGAUCCAAAAGUUGAAUCUCUUUUGAACAACUAUCAUCACAAUCGCAACUAUGGCAGAUGAUCAGCCACAAGAUACUUCAUUGGCUGUGAGAAGGAAAGCCAUUGAUGAUUGGCUUCCAGUCACUUCCUCCAGGAAUGCCAAAUGGUGGUACUCUGCCUUCCACAAUGUUACUGCCAUGGUUGGUGCUGGUGUCCUUAGCCUUCCCUAUGCUAUGGCUCAUCUUGGAUGGGGUCCUGGUGUUGCUAUACUUGUUCUUUCAUGGGUCAUUACCCUGUACACUCUGUGGCAAAUGGUUGAAAUGCACGAAAUGGUUCCUGGUAAACGGUUCGAUAGAUAUCAUGAGUUAGGUCAGUAUGCAUUUGGAGAGAAGCUAGGCCUCUGGAUUGUGGUACCUCAACAGCUAGUGGUAGAAGUUGGCGUAAAUAUUGUCUAUAUGGUUACUGGAGGAAAAUCACUGAAGAAGUUCCAUGAUGUGAUUUGCCCUGACUGCAAAGAUAUCAGGACCACAUAUUUCAUCAUGAUUUUCGCUUCUAUUCACUUUGUCCUCUCACAUCUUCCCAACUUCAACUCCAUUACUGUCGUCUCCCUUGCUGCAGCUGUCAUGUCCUUGAGUUACUCUACAAUUUCCUGGGUAGCUACUAUCCAUAAAGGGGUUCUAUCUGAUGUGGACUAUAGUUAUAAAGCUAGCACCAGAACUGGAGCUGUAUUUGGCUUCCUUAGUGCAUUAGGUGAUGUAGCUUUUGCAUAUGCUGGUCACAAUGUAGUUUUGGAGAUCCAGGCAACAAUUCCUUCUACUCCUGAAGUACCUUCUAAGAUACCUAUGUGGAAAGGAGUGAUUGUUGCAUACCUCCUUGUUGCCUUCUGCUACUUCCCUGUUGCUUGGAUCGGAUACCAGUAUUUUGGUAACAGUGUGGAUGACAAUAUCCUCAUCACCUUGGAAAAACCAGCUUGGCUUAUUGCAACUGCUAACAUGUUUGUUGUCAUUCAUGUCAUUGGAAGCUACCAGAUUUAUGCUAUGCCGGUGUUUGACAUGAUUGAAACUGUAUUGGUGAAGCACAUGAAUUUUGCACCUAGAUUCAGGCUUCGCUUUAUUGCUCGCACAAUAUACGUUGCAUUUACAAUGUUCAUUGGAAUAUGCAUUCCAUUCUUUGGAGGCCUGCUGGGAUUCUUUGGAGGAUUUGCCUUUGCCCCAACUACAUACUAUCUCCCCUGUAUUAUUUGGCUUAACAUCCGCAAACCCAAGAGGUUCAGCUUGUCAUGGAUCAUAAAUUGGGCGUGCAUUGUGGUUGGAGUUUUGUUAACAGUCCUAGCACCCAUUGGUGGGCUAAGGCAGAUCAUUGUUUCAGCCAAGAGCUAUGAAUUCUUUUCAUGAAAAAUCUUGCAAAUGAUACCAAAUUACAUAGAUGGGCAAAUGGGGAUUGCAUAAUGUUUGUGUAUGAUAGAGGACAUGUGAUUUAGAUUUUUGAUUAUUAGGAUUACACUUCAUUUUGUAACUUGAUAAUGAACUUCUUGAAUUUGUGUUGUAUAUAAA